Messenger RNA from Chironomus riparius, 117 nucleotides. The record is from the annotation of a GenBank genome assembly. Lineage: Eukaryota; Metazoa; Arthropoda; Insecta; Diptera; Chironomidae.
AUGCUGGCAUCAGAAUAUUUUUUUACAGACAGUGAACCCAGGAAAAAGAAUAUCCGCUUGUCUUAUAUUCUCAAUGACAACCAUACAUACAUAGUGAAUGACUUAAAAUCAUGUUGA